CCGCGUAGUUUCAAGGGGUUCAUUCUCAUUCGUCCUUCUUUAAGCUGUAUUUAAAAGAAAAUAAAUAUGCAGGCCACUCGCUUCUUAAAGAAAUUUGUCACAUCAACAAAUACAAGAUCAUUGGCAUCUGGAACACGUAAAGUUACAUUGAUUCCUGGAGAUGGUAUUGGUCCAGAGAUAGCAGCAGCUGUUCAAAAGAUCUUCGCCACAGCCAAUGUUCCCAUUGAAUGGGAGUCUGUUGAUGUCACACCGGUGAGAAAUCCUGAUGGUCGUUUUGGAAUCCCACAAGCUGCAAUCGAUUCUGUUAAUCGCAACCAAAUCGGCUUGAAAUCCCCUCUGAUGACUCCGAUAGGCAAAGGACAUCGAUCUCUCAAUUUACAACUUAGAAAAGAAUUCAAUUUGUAUGCUAAUGUUCGUCCUUGUCGAAGUCUUGAAGGCUACAAAACACUCUAUGAUGAUGUUGAUGUUGUGACAAUUCGUGAGAACACUGAAGGCGAAUAUUCUGGAAUUGAACAUGAAAUUGUUGAUGGAGUUGUUCAAAGUAUCAAACUCAUCACAGAAGAGGCUUCAAAACGUGUCGCCGAAUUUGCUUUUCAAUAUGCCAAAGAUAAUCAACGUUCGAAAGUUACCGUUGUACACAAAGCUAACAUAAUGCGAAUGUCGGAUGGUUUGUUUUUACGCUGUUGUCGUGAAACAGCUGAUAAAUAUCCAGAAAUCAAAUUCGAAGAGAAAUAUCUUGACACAGUUUGCUUAAACAUGGUUCAAGAUCCACGACAAUACGAUGUGCUUGUCAUGCCCAACUUAUAUGGUGACAUUCUAUCGGAUAUGUGUGCUGGUUUAGUUGGAGGUUUGGGAUUGACACCAUCAGGAAAUAUCGGUUUGAAUGGUGCUUUGUUUGAGGCUGUGCAUGGAACAGCACCUGAUAUUGCUGGAAAAGAUUUAGCUAAUCCCACAGCUCUUCUUCUCUCAGCUGUCAUGAUGUUACGUUAUAUGGACUUGAAUCAACACGCAGACAAGAUUCAACAAGCAUGUUUCGCAACGAUCAAAGAAGCAAAGUAUCUUACUGGUGACUUAGGUGGUAAAGCCAAAUGCUCUGAGUUUACCAACUCAAUUUGUGAGAAACUUAAUUAGAUAUUUCUUCGUUUUUCGAUUUAAGCCCUUAAGAUUCUCUAAAUUCUUCUCUUCUCACUUCGUAUCAAUGAUUAAUAAUUGGAGAAUCAAAAUAUUUGCCUUGCAGCGGCGCUUAUAACGAAAUCAUCUCAUCCUAGUCUCAUUAAUGAAACGAGAAUUUUUGUUAGAUAAAAACUUUUAAUUUUAAUUAAAUCCGCCCCCACCUUUAUUGGUCGAUUGAAUAUUUAGCAUUGAUUUGCCGUUACAUAAAUUAUUUAUUCUGGCCAUUAGUUUUGGCCAUUAGAUUUAGAAAAGUGAUAACUUUUAUGGUGACAAAAAGAAAACAGGAAAGAAAUUUAACUUUUUAAGUGAAGAAGAGUUGAAUGUCGAUGGAAGUAAAUAAAAAGAUUUAUUUCUUGAAAUAAAAAUUAUUCACUUUCUUGUCUUGAAUCUAAUGACAACAAUUUGUCGCUGCAAAAAAUCAUCAAUAAGAAUUUCUUUCUGAGUGGAAAAGAUUAUUUAUUUGUUCUUAUUUAAAUUAUGUGGAUAUACACAAGAAAUGAAUAAAAGAUAAAUUAAUUUAAUGUUUGGCAACAAAUCGAAAUUAUGAGAUAGAAAAUUAUUAGAUAUUUAAUUUCAUUAAUGUCGGAGCAAGAAAAGCAUAAAAAAGUUACGAAAAUAAACAAAAAACGUUGGAAAAAGACAAUAAAAUUGAAAUUUAGAAU
Molecule: messenger RNA, 1835 nt
Organism: Clunio marinus
Lineage: Eukaryota; Metazoa; Arthropoda; Insecta; Diptera; Chironomidae
Source: the annotation of a GenBank genome assembly